AUGAAGACAUGUUGGGCAAAGACCAUGGCGACUCUCCUCCCGCCUCCCAAACGCCAGAAACUCUACCAUGGCAUCACUCCUCCCACUCCAUCAAUCCCCACCGACGCCCCGAAGCCCAAUGUAAUCGUACAAUUUGUCUCUGAAGAUAAUGGCGAAGUUUUGGCACCAGCAGUCAGUAUUCCUGCUGAUCUCUCGCGUGAAGCGAUGGAAGGGCUGUUGAACAAGCUAAAACCAGAGGACGACCCAGUUCCGUUUGCCUUCCACGUCCUGCUCCCCGAAUCGACAGCAAGCAAAGAUAAAACUCGGAUACCAAUCGGAGCAUCCAUUCACGCGGACAUUCUUGCCCACCCACUCAACUCCCAGCACUUCACCGAUGAAGAUGUAUUCGUCGUGCAUUGCGCGCCACAAAGCGUCUUUCGAGUUCGACCACCAACGCGAUGCUCAUCGACAUUAUCUGGCCAUGCAUCACCAAUUCUUUGUGCUUCAUUCUCUCCGACUGGAACGCUCCUUGCAACUGGUGCAGGCGACACUACUGCUCGGCUAUGGAACUUGGAUACAGAACUUCCAUCGCAUACCCUUACUGGCCACAAAGGGUGGGUUUUAUGUGUUGAGUGGGAAGCGAUGGAGAGGAAACUGGCGACGGGAGGUCAUGAUGGACAUGUCAUUAUAUGGGAUCCCAAGACCGGAAAACAAUCCGGAGACGCCUUGAAAGGUCAUUCGAAGUGGAUCAUGUCACUCUGCUGGGAGCCAAUACAUCUAAAUCCAACUUCUCCGCGGCUUGCUUCCUCUUCAAAAGAUGGCAGUGUGCGUGUCUGGUCUAUUCAGACACGACGGGCCGAGUUCACAUUGGGAGGACACACCGCGAGCGUCAAUGUUGUCAAAUGGGGUGGUGUGGGUCAAGGCGUUCUGUACACGGCCAGCAGCGACAGGACCGUCAGGAUAUGGGAUGCCCAAACGGGCCGUCAACUUCACAUUUUAAAGGAUCAUGCCCACUGGGUGACCACGCUUGCCCUAAAUACCGACUUUGUUCUCCGAACUGGACCGUUCGACCACACUGGAAAGAAACCUGCUUCCGAUGAAGAAGCCCAAAAAUUAGCAUUAGCUCGAUAUACCGCCGUCCUCACCAACACCCCAGAGCUGCUCAUAUCUGGGUCAGAUGACCACACACUUUUCCUCUGGUCACCCUUCCCCACCUCUGUCGUUCAUCUACCGCCAGCCAACUCUGGCCCAUCAACUAAAACAAAACCUACUGCACGCCUUGUUGGGCACUCCCUCCAGGUGUCCCACGUCUCGUUCUCUCCAGAUGGUCGUCAUGCAGCCUCAGCAUCGUUCGAUUCUUCGGUGCGUCUCUGGGAGGGCAGGACGGGAAAAUACGUUGCUACAUUGCGUGGUCAUGUUGGCGCGGUUUAUCGCGUAGCCUGGAGUGCAGACGGGCGAGCGGUCGUCAGUUGUGGGAAGGAUAGUACUGUCAAGACGUGGAACCUCAAGACGUACAAGCUCAACAACGAUCUUCCGGGACACACAGAUGAAGUAUAUUGUGUGGAUUUUGUGGCGGACAAGAUCGUCAGUGGUGGUCGAGAUCGGACGGUGAAGAUUUGGAGAAACUAG
Messenger RNA from Mycena indigotica, 1608 nucleotides. RefSeq names its product WD repeat protein. Gene Ontology annotation, cellular component: nucleolus. The coding region runs from base 1 to 1608 and encodes 535 amino acids. Gene Ontology annotation, molecular function: protein binding. NCBI's taxonomy places the organism in Eukaryota, Fungi, Basidiomycota, Agaricomycetes, Agaricales, Mycenaceae. The record is from RefSeq and is a predicted model, not a curated record. Gene Ontology annotation, biological process: ribosomal large subunit assembly. The transcript has 9 exons.